Messenger RNA from Hippoglossus stenolepis (Pacific halibut), 4591 nucleotides. Its product is annotated as overexpressed in colon carcinoma 1 protein homolog. NCBI's taxonomy places the organism in Eukaryota, Metazoa, Chordata, Actinopteri, Pleuronectiformes, Pleuronectidae. The record is from RefSeq and is a predicted model, not a curated record. The transcript has 5 exons. The coding region runs from base 304 to 492 and encodes 62 amino acids.
GUGUGUGUGUGUGCGUGUGUGUGUAUAAAAGCGUCUCUCUCCAUGCUUUCAGUUCACUCUCAGUUCUCCAUUGCAUUGCAGAGAGGACGGACUCAAGUCUGAGGAGAGGGGAGGGGGACACGACCAGAGGAGAUUCCUGAGAGACAUUUCUGUGACCUUCCCUCUCUUCCUUCUUUCUUUCUUUCAUUCAUUCCUUCACAAUGUGUUUUGGCUCUCUUUCCUUUCCUCCUCCUCCUCCUUCAUCUUCUUCUUCUUCUUAAUCAUUUUUCUGCUCUGCUUGGACGGUGGCUGCAUCGAUGCAAAAUGGGUUGUGGCAAUUCCUCAGUUACCAGCGGCACAGAAGGGGGGCCAGCAGAUGCCUCCAAAGAAGUGACAGAAGAUCCUCCGGUAGACGAUGAGAAAAGAAGGAACUAUGGUGGUGUGUACGUGGGUAUACCCACAGACAUGACCACUGUGGCUACUAGUCAGUCCAAGUCCACACAUUCAGACUAGCAGCGGCUGGAGGAAAGUCAACACGGGUACACUGCUUGCUCAGCUCUGCGUCGUGUGAUGCAAACGACUUCAUUCUUUGUCUCAGCAGGAUCCUGCAUAUUCAUUCACCCAGAGUUAGUCACGUUAUAAUCAAGGAGCAUGUAAGUGCUCUGAAUCACUACACACUGGCAAAAACUCUCAGGCUUUAACACUCUUCAUUGAACGAGGACGCCGCCUCAUGGAGUCAUGGUGUCGCACACAGUGACGCACAGCGGAGGUCUGCACACGGCAUCCCUCAUCAUCACCCUUCACUUUGCAAAAAAAAGAAAAAAGAUGAGCAUCAGAGCAGAAAAGCGCCCACCCUAGGACUGGCAGCUGUGGGCAGCUGUGGGCAGCUGUGGGCAGCUGUGGGCGGUGGUAGCAGCGGUGGCAGCGGGCAUUGCGACGGCCAUCUUGGUUCCGUGGUCGCAGCGCUGGAACGUUGUCUUUCUUUCUCAGGAGAAGACAGGGGGAACACAGCCAGCUCACUCACGUGAUGAACUGUCAGGGACUUGCUCACAUUCCCUGUUGCCCUCUGCAAUAAUAAUCACUGCUCAGUUAUUUCUCUAAAACACCAUCAAUGAUUCAUUGUGUGACGGAGACAGAGACAGAGAGAAUCCUGAGUUUCACAGACAGACAGCAGCAGACACUUCCCUGAAAUGCGUCACAGAACCUUGCAGUGCAUAAAUAACUGAUUUCCGUUGACACUGGGCUAAACUCUCAUAACAGCAGCGGGUUUAGUCAAAUGUGUUUUUAUUAGACUCCCUUCAACCUAACUAUAUCCUGAGUGUAGCAGCCAGGUCGUACCUGUUUGUGCCCCAGACUGAUGAUGUAACAUCAGCGUAUGAGUCAUGAUACUCUCUCUCUCUCUCUCUCUCUCUCUCUCUCUCUCUGCAGAAGAACUCUGGGUAAUUCACACAGCUCUUAUAAUCUUUCUCAGAAUAUACAAAAGAAGAAACACAGUUUGUUCAUAUCUCACAAAAUAACCAGAUUUUAUAAAGCAAAAAAUCUCCUCAAAUGAUCUUCAGUUGCAUAAAAUAUAGUACAUAGGAUCCAGAGUAUGAAUGGAAGCGGACAUUAUACCCCUCCCCCCUUUGUCUUGGUUUAUUGCAUUGCUUUGUAACACAUGCACUGAUUUUAUUACUUUUUGUAAACAUGAUGUAUAUCAAACUUAAUUGUGAAUGUUGUUUUACUGUGUGUAUUAUUUAAAUGAUGAAUUUUUAUUAAUUUUACUCAUUGUCCACAAAUCCUAUAAGAAAAACUAAAACAUCCAUCCAGUAUCUAUACAUCUUAUCCUUUGAGGGCUGCACAUGGAGCUGGAGCUAAUCCCCGCUGAGAUGGGAGGACAGGCAGGGUUCACCCUGGACAGGUCGCCAGCAAACAACUGGUCUUCAAUUAAUCUAAUCCCAUUCUGCAUGUCUUUGGACUGUGGGAAAACCCCAUGCACUCAAACUGGGAGCCUUCUUGAGGUGAGGCCACAAGAUCCUUUUUCUUUUCCUUUGAAGUUUGCUCCUCUGUCCGUGGCACUCAACGAUCAUUCUAGGUAUAGGAGAGGUAAAUCCUUGAAUUGGUCACAAAUAAGAUUAAAAAAUAAGGCUCAGUCAUUUUCUAAAACAAGUGCUCGAGAAUCAGUAAAAAGUGCAUUUGUUUGGCUCUAUUUUCAGCUGUGGAGUAUUUACAGCAGGAUGGUGUAUGUGGGUCUGGCAGUAAAUUACAGUGCCCAGGAACAUGUCACGCGCAAAAAUUAUGUGACUAAAUAAUUUGAUAGUACUCGUACAACAAUGGAGAAAUUAGAUACGUCAUGCUUUUAACACAACACUUGUUUGAAGGAUCAAUUCAUCGUUAGUUUUGGAUAUUUAAUGGAAUUUGAUGACAAUAUAUAGAAUGUAUAUAGAAUCACACUAGCCCCAAUCCUCUAAUAGCACAUUAUAGUGUCUUACACACACACACACACACUCCAUACAUUACUGGAAGGGUAUUUAGGGCCAAGGUCAUUUGUCAGCCAGGCUCUUGUCUGUUCUCUCCUCUAAUGACUGCAACCUCCCCACUCACCAGGAGCCUGGAGGGGUGUGGAAAUAAGCCGCCUUCAAACACUUGAGAUUCAAGAGAUGCUCAAAAAAAUGUUGCCUUGACUCCCUUGAAUGAUCAGUCACAUUAAACUUGGGAUUUUUUUCACCAGGCCUGAAUAAAAGGCUGAAUAUUUGAAUGUUAUUAUUUACUGAGAGAUGUGAAUCCAUAUAACCAUAGACUGUAUUUAAGAUAAACAACCCUGACUUAGAGGCCAGAUGAUAAUUGUUGAAUCUUUUAAUGAUGUGCACCAAUAAGGAGUGCCAUUAGGACCUUAUGUUGUCUGGACUGGUCCCCACAGACAUUGCUGCUGGGAAGAGUUUCAUUUCGUGCCCACACAUGUUCGCGUAAGCUGAAGUCUAUAGACACCAUUGCCCAUCAGCGUUUAUCAAACGUAAUUAAAAGCAGUUUUUGACUCUCACGUCUGUCGAGCACAAAGUCACAGACGCAGCCCUGGAAGUGGCUGACAAGCAACACACAGGCCGAGAGCCCAGGAGAUGUGGCCUACUGCCCGGCUUGGUUAAUGAGACAGAGAGAGACGCACCAUCGAUGUUAUUUGUUGACAUCAAACUUAUAGAGGAGAGUGCACACGUUUAUCUGAUUGCAGUUCGAGCAAUUCACCCUUGUGGUGUUUAUUUAUUUCUCUCUUUUUGUGACCAAGGAUAAUUCUGCUUCAUCCUCUUAUUGACUGGCACCUGUUUUGACAGGAGGGGGCAGCUGGGUCCUUGUGUAACUUAUUGGGUCCUACCCCACCCCCUUGUAAGUCUAUGUGGACGCCCGUGUUUACUGUCUAUGUGUGUUUUCAUGGGGAUGCAGCUCAGAAUGGAAGACACCCAUAUGCAGCUAAGCUUUCGGAUUUCAGUGUCUUAUCACUGUAAGCCAUUUGCCAUCAUUGCUGCAGGGUUCACCUGUCUAGAGGUUAAAUACACCACAGAUACAAAGAGCUGUUUUAUGUACUGUGUAACUUGUAUGUUAUAUAUUUCUAUACUCUAUUUUUACCCUUUUCUUUGAUUUCUAUAUUUCCUUUCUGCGUCAGUCCCUUUACCAGAGGCUGCUGGCUUGUACACAGUGUCUCCCUGCCUGUCUCUCCCUCUUUUAUCAGCCCCUCUUUGCCCUUUAUGGUUGUUCCUCCUGAAUAUGAUGAAUGUCGUUGCCUUUGCCUCAUUCAAUUAGUGUAACAGGUAUAAGGGGGCAGGAUGCUGAUGAAUAACAGAGUCCGAUGUUGUUCGGUUGUAGUAAAGAUGGAGGAUGUGUUUGAGAGGUCAGAGAAAUAGUUGGACCACUCUCACAUAUCUACAUUAAAUAUGAGGCCACUGCAUGGUCAGAUACAUUGGCAUGGCAUGGAGUCUGGAAACAGAUGCAAUCAGCUGGCAUAACUCCUGCCAACACAUUUAACAAUAACUAAUUAUCAUCAUUUAACAGUUUAAUUACAUGUCUAACAAACCAGAUACAACAUGAGCAGGCAGAUGUUUUGUCUUUGGACUGACCCAUGCUAGCUAUAUCCAGUCUUCAUGCUAAGCUAUACUAACUGUCAGCUGAUCAUACCUGGAUGUUUACUGUAUAGACAUAAACAUCUUCUCAUCUAACAUCAAACUAAAUCACAACCGAGCACAUAAUGUCUCUAAACUAUGUCUCUAAUGUCCACUGAUGCGGUAAUUAACGCAAACAACUUGUUGUCAAUGCAGCUGUGAAUUGUUUUAAAUGAAUGCACUGAAGAGGAUGUAUGUAUGUGUGUGUGUGUGAUGGAUAAUGUGGUGAGCUGCUAGGGGAAGGUUUAGGAGACCCAGAUGUGUUUCAGCAGUGGCAGUUUACUGAUGCAUCGAGGAGAGAAGAGACGGACAGCGUGUGAUGCCACCCUGUGAAGGGUCUCCUCUCCAGGGCAUAAUUACACCCAAAAUAUCCAGUCAUCCCCGAAUAGAUGUACAAUCACCAUAUCCAUCAAUGAUGCUGAUAUGACCAGCUUGUCUGUGAUUGUCUGAUUCAAUUAUUUAUGAUUAAACACUUUUAUAUUGUC